UAUCCUGUACAUUCCCAAAAUCAAUCUGUCUACUUCUGUUUUUGCAGUGAGAAUUAUGUUGUACCGUGAUGAUGGUAGCAGCAGCAGCACCUCCUGGAUCUAGUCUGGGCAUUUUAGUUACCUCCUGUCAUGUGAUGGCAGGGGGCAUGACAGCUCAUGCCUCUGUGUUGAUCUGUGUAUAUAGAAGAAGAAAACUUUGGGCUAUUUUAGCAAAAUUGGCAUGAGGGAAAAGAUGAAAGGCUAGGUCUUAAUUUUUAUAGGUCACUUUGUAUCUCCGUUUACUAUGCGAAUUAAUCUUACUGGUACAUGUAGUUUUGGCAACUCCUGAUACAAUCUGUUUCUCUCUUGACACUUUUUUGUGUGUAUGUUUCUAUACAUGAUAUUUCAGUGCAAGGACUGUCUUUUAUAAUCCUGCUUUUUUAAAGUAGUAUUUUUCACCAGUAGUUCAGCUGUUACCAAGCCCCUUACCAAAUGGCUAUUAAUCUAAAUUCAGCUUAUCUUAUAAUGGCAAGAACAAGGACACUCCUUAGAAGCCUACCUGUUCAUUUUACUUGUUUUCCAACCUCCUGGUGAAGUUUGUUGUUGUUCCAUCAACAGGACAGCAAAGUGAGAGAUUGCUCUACAUACUCUCAUUGCUGCAGACCUGUUUAUACCCAAAACUCUGACUCAGUACUGUUGGUGUCAACUCAGUCUUUCCCUGGCUUCAGGUUGUUCUGAAUCAGUCUAUAAACCUAAAAUUCAAAGCUUCUUCUAACAAAGAAAACAAAACCUUUUUUUUUUUUUCAGUUCCUAACAGAACUUGUGUUGUGGUUUAAGCCUGUUGUUCACGUCUAAUCAUGUUCACCAGUGAUCAUUCCAAGCAUCAUAUAUUAGAGUGAAAUUACCUAGUAUUCAAUAUUUCCUUGAUUGCAUUUGGUUCAUCAACAAUUACUGCAUUUAAAAAGGGCGGUGGCAUUCUGCCAUCCCUGCUCCCUCACUCUGCAAUUGGGAACAGUGCUUAGGAAGGGUUGUAAACGUCAUCCAGGUAGCUAAGGUAAUCCCUGGUAUUUAAGGAGGUGAGAAUAAACACUGGUCUUCUUUUAGGUGUGGACAGGUAUGAGAUAGGUUGGAUCAGACUACUCAAAAAAUUUGUAAAGCUGAGGACAUGUGUUUUGGAAGGUGUGCUAGAUGUGUUGGUUAUAAGUUGCUCAUCCUUGCCCUGCUCUGCAUCGUGGCCAACGUUUUACUUUAUUUUCCCAAUGGCGAAACAAGAUUUGCUUCAGAGCAUCACCUCGGCAAAUAUGUAGAGUGCCUUCAUGGCAUUCUAGGUGGAGGCUUUCUGGUACUUAUUCCAGCUGCAGUGUUCAUUGGGCUGCACAGUGGUGACUGCUGUGGGUGCUUUGGCCAUGAGGACUGUGGGAAGAACUGUGUGAUGCUGUCCUCAGUUCUGGCAGCCUUUGUUGGGAUCCUUGGCUCUGGAUACUGUAUAAUCAUUUCAGCACUGGGCUUGUCUCAAGGACCAUAUUGUUUUACCCACCUACAGAGAAACUGGAUCUAUCCUUUCACUGAUUCCUCUGGAGGGUACUUGUUUGAGUAUAAUAAGUGGUCGGAAUGUCAAGAACCUCAAAACAUUGUGCAGUGGAAUGUCACCCUCUUUUCCAUCCUCCUUGUCUUGGGAGGAAUAGAGUUCAUUCUGUGCUUCAUACAGAUAAUCAAUGGUAUUCUUGGAGGACUGUGUGGGUUUUGCCGCAGUCACGAGGAGCUGUGCCGUACGGUGUCUUUGUAUGUGAAGAAGCACUGUUUGAAAAAAAUAUCUGCAAGUUUAAAUGGACGUGGAAGGAGAGAAGGGGAAAAGAGGAUCCUCAAUGGAGUCAGAAGAGCAAAAUUUCCGAAGUUCUUGAGAGAUGGCUUUAGAGACGUGUGGAAGCUGUUUGAGUUGCCUGCUGAUACCUCUUGCACUUUGGAGUAUUGUUGUGAACAUCCUCCUGUACUUCCCGAAUGGGAAAGCUCUGCAUGCAGCCAGUUACCAGCUCCCCAACUAUGUGUGGUAUUUUGAAGGCAUCUGUUUCUCAGGUGUGAUGAUCCUUCUUUUGACAGUAAUUCUAAUAACACUGGAGUGUAGCGUGUUCUAUCGGUGUUGCCAGAGUGAGAGCUGUAACAAAACCUACAGA
Myiozetetes cayanensis is the source of this 2150-nucleotide messenger RNA. RefSeq names its product transmembrane 4 L six family member 1 (gene TM4SF1). The record is from RefSeq and is a predicted model, not a curated record. The transcript is spliced from 7 exons. Gene Ontology annotation, cellular component: membrane. Bases 1145 to 2035 code for a protein of 296 amino acids. Lineage: Eukaryota; Metazoa; Chordata; Aves; Passeriformes; Tyrannidae.